Molecule: messenger RNA, 1911 nt
Organism: Austrofundulus limnaeus
Lineage: Eukaryota; Metazoa; Chordata; Actinopteri; Cyprinodontiformes; Rivulidae
Product: glomulin
Exons: 18
Coding region: 111-1862 (583 amino acids)
Cellular component (GO): cytoplasm
Molecular function (GO): ubiquitin-protein transferase inhibitor activity
Source: RefSeq, a predicted model, not a curated record
UCGGUCUCCUUCACUCCCUGGAGACGCCUGCAGAGCGUUCUCAUACCGGUGACCAUAUUGUGCUGCGAUAAGAGAAGUAGUAUUGAUAAUAGGAUUGUUUGUGAGGGCUGAUGAUGAAUGAAGAGAAGGUGAAUGAAAUAAUCCACAGAUGGCGAGACACUCUGAGAGAAGAUCUGAAACUGGAGGACUACCAGCAGUUCAGGACCAUGGGAGAAGCUUGUCUUGAUGAGGGGGACAGUGAACAACUCCUAACAUUUCUUCAAGAUGAGAAAAACCAGGGGAUUGUGGCUUCUAUGGGCUGUGAGCUUCUGGCACCUCUUGUAAAAGAAAUGGUUCAAAAGAAGAAGAGUCAAGACCACUGCCAGGCUGCCGUCACUCAACUGACCAAGACUUGCAGCCCUGAAACACUCGUGAAAAGCUUCCUUGAAGUAACUGAAGAUGUUGAUCCAGGCGCCAUUUCUGAAACCAUAAUAACUCUUCUUCCACAUCUUCAAACAGCUCUGCUCCAGCUGGAUGAGAGAAAGGGGGCCUGUGUGGGUUUGGUUCUGUCAGCAGUCCAGAAGCAGCUGUCCCGGCUGCCUGUACCGUACACCCAGCAGCAGGAGGAGGCUGAUGAGCAUGGCCUGUGUCGCUGCUGCUCUGCCUUGGCUGCUUUCAUCAAGCCUUUUGUAGAGGAGGUGAAGAAGAAAGAUGAAAACGCUUCUGCUGAAGACGAGGAGCUGAGGACAGAACUCCUGAAGUUCUGCAUGAGGAGCUUAAGGGAGCCCUUGCUGGAAGCUGAACUGAACAAAGACAGAAAAUCAGCUCUGUGGCUUUACGCAGCCGAGAUCAUGGACAUAUUACUCGUCAUCAAAGAGUCACUCCUGUUCUCCGGUUCUCUGAGGAGAGACAUCCUGGUGGACAAUCUGUCCAAGGAGUCCACAGCAUGUUGGGCCUAUUUGUUGUUCGUCCAGCUCAUCGGCAUAAACAGCUUCCCAGCUGUGUUCAAUCUUGUGUUUCUUCUUCAGUGCAACAUGGAUCACAUCGAUCAACUCCUCAGCUGCAAAAUGGAAUCACAUUUACUCAAAGGACUGGCACUAUUUUCAAAGAGUUUGGAGAUGGUAGAGGACAACAGCCUUCCAGUGGGUCUGCUGGAGCUGAAGAGCUUCAAUAACGCUCCACAGAGACUGCGGCAAGUCCUUACUGACUGUCCAAUCCAACAUUUAAGAGAAUCAGGACUUCAGGUUUUUCAGCUGCUCAUCAACAAACUAGAUGCUGAAGCAAAGCACAAAUUCUUCAGGUGCAUGUUAAAAACCAGCAACCAUGCAGGUGUAGAGAGUUACAUAGUCAAGAACAUCAGGAGUCAAAUCCAACUUUCUAUGAAGGAGGGAAAUGCAAAUAAAUGGUUCUUGGGUGUUGAAUUACUGCCUCUGCUUCAACUGGUUCUGCAUUUACCACAAGCUGCUGAGACAGACCUGCUCACUAACAUGGACAAAAUCAUGGAGAGCCUGAAUCUUUUGCGCUUUUUACUUCUCCGAGACAAAGAACUGAGGAGCUAUGCUGAUAUGUGGGAGGAGCUGAGCAGCAUCAAAGACUCCUACCUAAAAACUCUGCGAGUGUGUCUCAGCAUGUCGAGAGCGUAUUAUUCUGCCGAACUGAAAUCACUGAAGGACGAGCAAAAGCUGAAAGCUAGAGAAACCAAAGAUGCUACUAGAUCCAUCAGAUCAGUCAAACUCACAACAGUGAAGCAUGAAAACAUGUCUGAUAUGUCUCCAGAGGUUCAGUACCAGGUGCUGCAGAGUGCCUUGGUGACGUUCGACCUGAUCGAGAGCCUCAUAGUCCGAAUUGAGGAGAUCACAGAGGAAAAACUGGCAAAAGGUUAAUAACAUUUUCUAUUGUCUGAAUGACUGAAUAAAGCAUUCAGUGACAAAA